UUGUCGAACUUGUACUGAAGUGCUCACCUCACCUGUCACUGGGAUACACCUUGAUUGAUCCGUGCCUGUUACCGAAGACUAUAGUUUUCCCCAUUGCACAUUGCAUUGACUUCACCUGCGAGUAGUGAAACCAACCGACCUACAGUAAGAGAAUGAAGGCCCUGCUUGUUGGAUUGAUUGGACUAAUCGCCUCCAUCUACCUGGUGGACUCUCUGACCUGCAACAAGUGCUCCGUAGGCCUGGUGGGCUUCUGCAUCUCCCAGACCGAGGAGACCUGCGCGGGGAACCAGAGCUGCUACACUGGGAAGGCUGUCUUCACCUCCAUCUCCAGCUUCAACGGCUUCAACACGCAGGGCUGCCUGGACACCUCCGGAUGCAACACCACGUCCACCAGCAGCAUCCUGGGCGCCAGCUACACGGUCACGCAAACGUGCUGCGACACCGACAAGUGCAACCCCAUCGAUACCUCUGGGGCGCCGCCCGUCACCUACGUGUCUGCCACCAUGGCCCUCAGCGCCGCCCUGCUGGCCUCAGUCUGGAGUAGCGGAAGCAUGAUCUGAUCUGAGUAGUGAGAGGGGGGAAAAAGAGUGGGCGGUGGGUGCAAUAGAAAGACCAAAAAAGUAUGACUUAUGCUACUACAUCCACUACUGAAACAGGCCUGCCACCACACUACGUUGCACCACAUCAUCACUCCCAAGGCUGUACUGCAGGUCCCUGUCUGACGUAUUGGAAUGUUCUUCUGGUCGAUAGAGAGAGGGGGCACGCAACACAAAGGCAAAACUACUACUGCCAACCGGACUCAAUGCACACAGAAACUAAGCUAUACAAUACUCCUCUUGUCCUAUACAAAACCAGUUCAUUCACUUCCAUUGUCUGUCUCCUGACAAGUCCCUGACUUCGGGAGACGGUCUUGCUUGACUUGUUUUUUUUUCCCAUCAGCCUUUUUUUGCACCUGAAUAGCCCACAGCUACAUAUCUCAUUCUCAGGAAAAUCUGUGUAGAUUCUAAUCCAUACAGAUCAUGUUAGUCAACGAAGCUGUAAUCUUCAUGCUAUCAGACUUUUUUCCAAAGCCUGACCCCGAAUAAAAAAAAUUAAAUCUAGUUGCUUUAAAUUGUACUUUUUUUACAUUAAACUCAUAGUGUCAGAUGAAGCCAACGAUGACAAUGGGCUGAGACACAUUAGGGCUAAGACAGAUUAAGGCUGAGACACUCUCUGGGUCACUCCAUAGAAAUACAACUCACGGGCCAUAAAGCGAUACCAGAUACCACACUAAUAUCUGGAAAGAAGCUCAUUUUCCACAAUCCCUUGACUUAAAUGAUUGAGCUUAUUUCCAGAAUGAAAACAGAUUUACAUUGGGUUUUUUUUUAAUUGAUAGGCCUGUACUGUAUACCAGUAGGUCGAUUAGGGCUGAUAUGAACAUAAUAGCCAAAAUUAGACCCAAAAAGCACUAUGCUAAGAAAGACAACAUACACCUCUCAUGAUUAAUCUCAAUGGAAAGAGAACAGGAGAAGAAGAACUAUAACCUAUUAAGCGAUAACUCCAUAAGAAUUACCAUAUUGGCAGCUGAGCAUCCAAUAGGAAUGUGUCCUAUAUGUUAAUGCGAAUUGGAAAUGAUUUUUGCCUUUAUAAUAUUGUGUCACACAGAGAAAGUAAAAGCAGUUGAUAUCCAUGUUUUUAUACCUGCAUUUUCUUUUUAUUCGACUUUAUUUAUAUAUGUAUUUUAACAUUUUGUUUGCCUCAGCUGAAAUGAAUUCAUGAAUGAUUAGUGUGUAUGUCCAUAAAUGAUAUAAGAACUAUCGUUUUUAAUAAAGUGUU
Molecule: messenger RNA, 1815 nt
Organism: Engraulis encrasicolus (European anchovy)
Lineage: Eukaryota; Metazoa; Chordata; Actinopteri; Clupeiformes; Engraulidae
Product: sperm acrosome membrane-associated protein 4-like
Exons: 3
Coding region: 153-560 (135 amino acids)
Biological process (GO): sperm-egg recognition
Cellular component (GO): membrane
Source: RefSeq, a predicted model, not a curated record